CCACUACGUCCCCUCUCUCCACCGAACCAACCCAGUAGAACUCGCCCCCGACCCAAACGCCAAAGAGGGAUGGGUGAAGGGGCACAAAAAAACCCGCCAGAGAUUUCCGACCAGCUCCGAGCACCAUUUUCAAAAGUCUCAGGUUCGAUUAUCCCUCGUCGACCCUUCACGCCCAACUUCAGCGCAUUUUUUUUUUCUUCCAUUAGGCCGUCCACCCAAGAAUGUUAGAACUUUACCGACGGCCACAAUGUCUCGCGACCUUGAGCGAUUGAUAGAGUCACUCAUAACCGACAUUUCAUGUUACGGUGACCUGGCCUGGGACUGGCUAAGAGCAAGGAAGGAUAUCUCUGUAGGAGCGAAUCGAAAAUGGAACCAUCUAGCUCUAUCCGAUGUCCUUGCUGUGCCAGACCCCGACUCUGAGGGCGGGUCAACAGCGCCUGGUAUAUCGGGAGAAGCCCCAGGAGCAGCGCCGGAUGGUUCUCAGCCAAAGGAGCCAUCUCAAAGUAUCACAAGAAACGAUUUUCCGCGGAAGCGACCCCGAAUCUAUGUUGCCGAGGACCGUAUGUGGGAAGCCAUCGCAGGACACGCGCCCGACUACCGAAGAGUCCCGAGACUAGAGUGGAUGGCCUUAGUUGGCAUCGCAUCCACGAAGCAGCAGGGCAUUUUGCAGGGCGAUCUAGGUCGACUUGUAGGCCAAGACAAACGGUCGUUGCCCAAGAGAACAGACGCGCUCGCCGACAAAGGAUACAUCUCGAAGCGCACGACUCUUGUCAGGGGCACCAAGACGAGCAAGAUGUGGUUAACGCGCUUUGCCCCUGCCCUUCCGACAAACCCGCUCAAGGCGGCCGCCAGCCUGCAUACAACAGUUGAUAUGUCUCGGGAUACUCUGGCACGCGAUUUGGAACCCGUCCCAUGGCGUGAUAGGUGGAAUGGGGAUUCAGUUGACUACAUUUCUCUUGCCCAGACAAUCAUGGCUGUCGUCAAGGCGUUCGGAAUCAUCAGGUAUCACGACCUACGUUGCAAGCUGGGCAUUCUAGGUUUGAGAUGGCAGAUGAAAGUGGCAGCAAAAACCUGCCGCUUUUUUGUCCAGACUGGGGCUGUCCAGUACGUAGGUGCCACUUUAUCUGGCAAGCUCUUUAAGGACUGUCUCAAAUUCGACCACGACCUUACGCAUGAAGACUGGGCAGCCUAUCUUGCUACAGGCAAGCAGAAAAACAUCUCCUUCUCACCUGCGGACUUGGGCGAUGCGGACCUUGGGUCCGGUCUGGCAGACACGAAUGUGAAUGCCGAUUCCUCAAACCUUGAAUCUGGUCUCCGUCGCAACACUAAUAAGAAGCACAUCAAUCCACAGUCCAGCUGGUUGCCAGAUAAGCCUCUGAUUACAAUCGUUUUCGAUAACAUCUCGGCUGCUGGCGCUGCGGGUCUCUCCAAUAAGCAGAUAGGAGACUCUACGCUGGGAUCGUCAUUCCGGAGGUAUUUGUCCUCAAUUUCUUCGACCGUCUCUCUUCCAACACAACAGCCCAAACAUCUGAGGCACUUCCAAGUAACGAGCGAGAUGCAUCGGAAGGGCAAGUCUCAGCAAUAUCGGUAUUUUGCAAGGAAUUCGCAGCAGGCUUCUACGAUAAUCGUUGCUGAGGAAACAGCUGAUGGAGAAACCGAUGACCAUUCCAUGGCUGACGCCGUCCCUGGUGAUACUUUCGCAGCACUUUUCACAGAUCCGGCUCUUCUCCCUGACACUCCUCGAGCUGCCGGUGGCUUGGCAGCCCUUGCCCAUGUUUCCGGUAGGGGGCUGAAUGCCAUCUCGAAGAGAAAGUCUGAGGUAUCGGAAUCGUCACAAACCAAAGAAAGCCGAGGAAUGGGGCCUCAUUGUUCGAAACGGGCGAGGGUAUCAGAGCAGGCCGAAGAUGGUGUCAUGGUCGAUAGUGGCUUUUCGCGAAGGGCCAGUUCAGGGCACGAAUCUGGAUCAACCCCUCCACUUUCUAUCCGUCGCGGUUCAAGAAGACAAUACGCUGAAAAAGAGGCGACAUCGUUGAUGAUUACCCUCAAGAUGGAUCCCUCUGCAUUGUCAAGUAUUCUAAGAGUCGCAAAGACGAAGGACGAAGUCGACACCUCUUCUGACCCCGAGAAGGUCAUCAAUACUGAGGAAAUCACCGAUACUACACACACUACUUUGGAUCAAGCUAUUCAUUCGUCAACUCUAUUAGCAGCAGAAACGCCUCCAGGGAACCCCUCAACUGAAGAGGCCACAGUUUCAAUUGACGCUCUAGCAGUUGAAGAGUCGAUUGUGGUAGCUUCUUUGCCUUCAGGGGAAGAUGUGGACAUGGACAAUGCUGAGGGCAUGGAAGACAGCCUGGUUGGAGAGUCAUCUGCAAAACGCGGAGGACGCCGCAAAAAGAAUCAUGCAAUGAAGUCUUCGGGCCGCGGUCGCUCCAAGGUCUUCAAGUGCGACAAGUGUGGCGGAACGUGGAAAAACGACGUUGGUAUUAAGUACCAUCUUGAGAAAUCGAAGACAGCCUGCAACCCAAACUAUAUCCCGCCGCUAUCCGGACCUCCUGAAGCUCUGUUUCCAACAGCCAAACGUUCCACACUAGCCAAACGAGCAGUCGCCGUUCCUCGGCAGAUCCAGUCUCGCCACUCAAAGUCGUCGGCUAUCGCUGGAAUUCCCAAUGAUGAUGAUCAGGAUAUAGAACAAAUUCCAGAGGAUUCAAUCUUGGCGAUCGAUUCGGCUACUAGCAUCAGUUCUGCCAGAGGCAGAGUCAUGAGACGCUCUGGAGUAGGAUCUUCCAACAGAUAUUCAGAAACCAGGCAGGGGGCGAGGAAGGGCAUGAUCAGACAACGUGGGAGCGCCAAUUCCGUCUCGUUUCCAAGUCCGCACUUAUCUUCAAUCCGGGCGUCCAUGAGCGGGUUAAUUGAUAUCGCUGCUGGGGGAAUUAGAGACGUGCCAUCAGAACACAUGCCAGUCCAGCCAGCCUUUAAGAGGUCACGGGCAGAGGACGCCACGAACUUUGACGACACACAUGCCUCUGUGGGGCGUUAUAGACAGUCAUUCGCUGGAAAGGAUGAGUUUGAGCAGCCGUCUCCAUCGAUGCACAAGAGAACUCAUGGCAAUUCUGGGCCGAGAGACUCAUAUUCAGGCUCUGCCAAGCCACGCUUUGGGCGGCACACCAAUCAGAACUCCAGGACGGUAGCAGUCGGGGAAGCACCCUCGUCGGGAAUGAGCGGUUCCCAAGUCGCGCACGCUGAAGCACUGAGGGCUAGUCUUGAUGAUAACGGUGUUCUAUCGGAGCUCGAGAUCAUGGAGAGGACCCUCUUGUAUAUCCUCCGUGCGAAUGGCGGAGUUUUUGCCGGCGGGCAGUCAUUAUGGUACGCUGUCAUGGCGAUGUGGGAAGCUGCGUUUCCUGUCGAAGAAGCUCCAGAUCAUCAACGUUAUAAGGAUGCUCUGGCCAGAUUGGCCAAGAAGAAGCAGGUAGUGGUCAGCACCCAUGCCUUCAAGGACUCGAGAGGCAUGAUGGCAAACUACCAGCUGAUUCGAAUACCUGGAGUCGAAGCAUCGUCCCCAGCGGGUGUAGCGAUGAAAGCCAACAUUGUUGCUGAGCAUCCAGGAGUUUACACGCCAUCCGCCUUUACACCUAGGUCAGGGCUUCCCGAAGAGCAUAAGCACGACGUUCAGCCUGUCUUUUCCAGUCGCAGGAAAUUGCUUACCCACGCUGAGGACGAAGGCCCUGAUGGCAAACGCAGGAAAGACAUUUUCCGUAUUUUCAUGGAUGGACGGGGGGUGGCAGGUGACGGGCCUUCCGCCUUGCCGGAAGACGGGAAGCCUGGCUUUUCUCCUCGACUCGUUUUCCUAAGUCCCAAUACCUACUUGGAACGAGAAGUUUCAGAGGAUGUUCAUCAGGCAUUGAUACCUGUUCGGCCAGAUCCAGAGCCGACGUAUCCCGCAGCAUUGGCGAAAGGUAGCACCAUCAACGACCAUAAUUUCGCAUUUGCUGAUGCCGAUGUAAUUAUGGGCAAAAAUGGCACCUGGCCAAUUUACGACGACAACUUCUUUGAGAUGAGGGACCGUAGCCUAACGAUUGCCGGUUGGAUGCCGGACUCUCGAUGGUUCUUGAGGCAAAACUUGCCCCAGAAUCUGACCGAGAUGAUCAAGUGGCGCGGUCGGCCCAAAGCCAGCUUCACUAGCAGCAGUCAGUACUCCGAAUUUGCCGAACAGGUCGACGCAUGUUUUGACUGGGAGCUGUCGACCGAGGGAAUGAAGCUUCUUCUGGCCGAGUCGAUUGCUCCUGAUCACAUAUUUAUCAACCAUGGCGUCGGUGACCUUCCAUGCGAAUGGGAGAACCCGCCACUAGAAUGGGAUCCUGCGAACCAGCUUAGCCCAUCUGCCCUGUUCGACAUACAAAUAUCAGAACAGACGACGACAGCGACCGACCAUCUCUGGGGUGGUGAACUUGGUCGGCAAAGAAGGCGGAAGCGGCGACAGAACAAGCUAGCAACCGAGCCAAAGGAGCUUGUCGUCGGCAUCGAUUUGAAAGUCAGAACGCUUAUACCGCUUCCUAGGGAUAUGGAUCUGAGGGACGUAUCGAAACGCAAUGCCGGGCUUGAUGAGACGAAUGAAACCAUUUUAAUUGCAGCGUUUGUUGUCACGAGAACACUGUUAGGGGGCGCUGAUCGAAUUAUCGAAUGGGGUCUAAUGAUGACCUUGUUCCCUGACAUGGCACUUAGCGCUAUGCGGCGAUUCUGGUCGAAGGCUCGAAAGGACCGGGGCACAUUCAUCAACCAGCUUACGGAGCGAUUCCAGGUCCAGUUCAUCUCCGCCUAUGAGAACAACGUGUUUCCACCCAUUGAUUUCGAUAGCUAUAUUGAUUACGAUUGGCUGCGUUUAAUCAAGUGGACGGCUGGCCUGAUCGAGGAUUCGCAAGAACUACCAGCCAACAAGGCUGCCCUGGACCGGGGUUAUUCUCUGGGCUCGGCAUGGACGGACGUCACCGACUGGCGAGACGACUACUACAACUUCCAAAUGUCCGUCUUCAACCGAUUCGAGGCGGCAACUUCCCGCCCAGCAACCUCUUUCGUGGACAGGAGAGACGAAGAAAUAGAGUCAAAAACAGAAACUGACGAUCUUGUCACCGCCAUGUCAUGGCUACGCUCUCUCUGUUACACUCACCGCGAUAGGUACGCGCCUCAGGAUAUCAGGAAAAAAAUGGCGAGCAUUGGGGGCGGUAACGAGGACCGCAUUCAGUCCUUACUCGAGCAGGCGGUCGAGAUCCUUCAAGGUCAGGGUGUGAUCACGGAUAGCAAGCUUAAGGCCCUCGAGGGCCGACCGUACCGCCUCACAGAGACAUUCCUGCCGCGGUUCAUGAAGUGGACUCACGAGGUCAAAUUUAUCGAUGCUGCUAGGUUCAAGUCUCAACUUGACGGGAGCUUCCGGCGGGGCGAGAAGAUUCGUAUCCCGUACGUGUUGAAAGAUGGCGAGGUCAUGGCCAUGAUGAACCUGCAGGCCAAUGGGCGAGUCAUCAUCACCACGGUGGAUGUACCUAACAUCCCCCUUGGUUUCGAUCCCGGCAACUAUGAAAGCAGAAAAUACCCCAAGUCGUACUACAACUUUGGUCUGGAGAUCGCGCCGACCGAUACGUACAUUUACGACGAGGACCUGGACAUCCUUCGGCAGGCCAAGAACGACAAGCCUCUAAGGGAGAACCAUAAUCGCGCGAUACCGUUGUGGUCUGACUUCUUUGGAGAAAUGAAUAUAGACCGCUGGUCUCAGGUUCUUGGUGCGGUCGCGUUUGUUAUCGCAACACGGGGACCUCUGGAUGUUCCGUCUGUUUGCGCCGUGCUCAAGCCAUACUUGCUGGAGUUCGAGGUGCAAAUGGUGUUCGACUGGGGAAGGCGCAACGGUGUGUUGAAGGGAAUGGCACAUGGAGUAAGCUGUACAGUCGGCGAGUGGUGGUGGCUACUGAUUGGAAAGCAGCGAAUCAGUGCUGCAUAG
Molecule: messenger RNA, 5983 nt
Organism: Colletotrichum navitas
Lineage: Eukaryota; Fungi; Ascomycota; Sordariomycetes; Glomerellales; Glomerellaceae
Exons: 3
Coding region: 248-5983 (1911 amino acids)
Biological process (GO): 5S class rRNA transcription by RNA polymerase III; transcription initiation at RNA polymerase III promoter
Cellular component (GO): transcription factor TFIIIC complex
Molecular function (GO): DNA binding
Source: RefSeq, a predicted model, not a curated record